Molecule: messenger RNA, 3489 nt
Organism: Medioppia subpectinata
Lineage: Eukaryota; Metazoa; Arthropoda; Arachnida; Sarcoptiformes; Oppiidae
Source: the annotation of a GenBank genome assembly
AUGUCAUGGAGCAACGCUCUCUCAGCCGAACGCAAGGCAUUGAAUAUAUUGACCAUUUGGGCGGUUAUGCACAAUAGGGAUAAAUUGGCCAAGGUGUUUUGGAAACACUCGGACCAGCCUGUGCACUUAGCGCUGGUCAUAUCGAUGAUGUUUGACCGGUUGUCGUGGUAUGCGGUCGACAACAAUAUGAAAUCAGAUCUGAAGCUAAAGUCCAAAACGUUCGCCGACUUCGCGAACGGAGUGCUCGACAUAUGUUAUAACGAAGACAUCUUUCGGGCCAAUAAUGUGCUCAAUCAGUCCAUUCAGGACUGGAACUACAAGACAGCCGUCGAUAUCGCGGCCAACGCACAACGAGUUCUUCCGAACCCACUGUUGGGAAAGCAUUUUGGGCCGACCCUCGUGUGUGAGACAACCGAAAUACUUCAUCGACAACGACCUAAACUGGUUGAUCGAGAUUUGCACCGCAACGCUCUCUCAGCCGAACGCAAGGCAUUGAAUAUAUUGACCAUUUGGGCGGUUAUGCACAAUAGGGACAAAUUGGCCAAGGUGUUUUGGAAACACUCGGACCAACCUGUGCACUUAGCGCUGGUCAUAUCCAUGAUGUUUGACCGGUUGUCGUGGUAUGCGGUCGACAACAAUAUGAAAUCAGAUCUGAAGCUAAAGUCCAAAACGUUUCGGCUGAAGCGCUUGCCUCACGAGCUCCCGGUUAUUACACGAGUUAGUCAGCGCCGGUUGCGUGAGUUGCGCCAGUUUUUGGCCCAUCCCUGUUGUCAGAAGUUUUUGACCAACACUUUUCUCGGCAAUAUUAGACUCCGGGAAAUAAAUUGGGGUAUUUUCACAAUACCCGCAGCCAUUAAAAUACUUUUGUGCGCUUUCUUUGUGUUUCCGCUCUUCAUUUGGGUUCGCUUUAAGAACAAUGAGAUCGAAGUGAUAGACAACUCGGCCAAUGAAGACGAGUUUGACGACAGUUACGAUGAGAUCUAUCGCGAAGACAACACCACGUCAUCGAUGGUAACCGACGAGACGGCCGAUCAGGUGAAGGUCGGGUACGCGAACCCGUCGUUUGCCAAAUCCGUGGCCAACAGUUACGACACGAUUAUCAGUCGGAGUAAGAAUCGCUUCAAUAACUCAAUCCGCGGCCAUAUGUUUGUCGCCAAACCUCCGCCUUUGUGUCAGAUGUUGUCGAUGUUCUUCUCGGCGCCGAUCACCAAGUUUUAUGUCUCGCAACUCUUUUACAUAAUAUAUCUGCCGUUGUUAUCGUUGUCAGUGAUAUAUCCGGGAUGUGGUCUCUGGAAGCUCGACGUAAUGGUCUGUAUUUGGACGACAGUAUUGUGUAUCGAUUAUAUCCGUCGGACGUAUAUUAUCAUCAAAAAGUAUACAUCGGUUCCCGUGUUUCUCAAGUGCAUCGAAAUCGCGUCAAUCAUUGUCUUUAUUGUAAUACUUUCAGUCACCCGAGUCUUCAGUAUUCCCAUAAUCUCUCCGUACAAACAAAAGCUCACUCUUUCGGUGGGAGUCCUGUAUUUCUAUUACAGACUAAUUGGCAUUUAUUUGCCGAUAUCUCCCACAUUGGGUCCGCUAUUACAUCGGCUAAAGCUAAUGAUAACCGUAGACUUUGUCAACUAUAUGCGAAUGGCUCUUCUGGUCAUCUUAAGCAAUAUGGUUGUCAUGCAAGCGGUUCUCUAUCCGGACACUGAAUUGUCAGUUGAAAUGUUUCACAAAGCCUUUCACAGAGCAUUCUUCUCGCUAUUCUUGACACCAGUGGUCGAACUCGAGACCAAUGAAUAUUGUGAACAAAACGAGACAUUAAGCUAUCAACCGGAAGAUCAGUGUUCAAUAACAGGCAAUUAUAAGUCGACUUCGUGUGCCAACACCGGUGUCUGGGCCUAUGCUUUCUUCAUUCAAUACUUGGUUUUCUUGAAACUAAUUUUGUCCACACUUUUGGCCGCAAUAUUUACGGCCACGGCUUCGAAACUGUCGACCGAAACGGACAAUAUAUGGAAAUUUCAGCGAUACUUAUUGGUCAUUGACUUUGAGAACCGACUGCCACUUCCGGCGCCUCAGUGUUGCGCUAAUAAUAAGAAUAACAAAGCAGUGAUCAGUAAUAGUAAUCCAAACGAAGUGUACGAAAGAAAUAAACUGACGCCUGAAGAAUGCAUUUAUUGGCAACAAUUGGCCGCCGAUUAUGUCGAAGAGCUCAACGCACAGACGGCCAAACAGCAGAUCCCAGACAAACAGUGGGAAUACAUUCAGUUGAUCAGCGAAGACAUGGAGUACGAGAAGAAGAUAUUAAGAGAAAUUAAGGGCAAAGUAAUGGGUUUGGAAAGGAUUAUAAUGAAAGAGAAAUUUUCAUCCCAUAUGUAUGCGACCCAAGAGUCCCAUAAGACACUGCUCUCCCAUUACUCUCCAUAUCCGGGAACAGCGAUAACUCGAGUCCCGCUUUCGGAUAAAUACAUACUUUGGGAAGUAUUGCACAUCGACUACGAGCCCAUCGCUUAUAGCAAACCCAUCAAUGAGUUUCCCAUUGAAAUGCAAGCCUUUGUCGACGAAGACAUUAUCCAUCUGAAGGAACUGAAGCAUAGAAAGUCUGAUCUUAACGUACAGUUCCCUCGCUAUGACUGGAAUACACAGGAAGUGUCGCCCGAGAAACAGACAGUGAAUCGUAUUUCGUGGCAAAUGAAUACCGACGGCUCAUCUGUUUAUUACAAACUUGAAGACAAUUUUCUGCCUCGAAAUCCAUUUGGAAGAACAGGACUCAGAGGACGCGGAGGUUUUCCCCGUUGGGGACCAAAUCAUUACAUUAUUCUUGUGAUUACGAGAUGGCAGAAGAGUUCGGCAACCGUUCAGCCGAGACACAGAUAUCUCGAGAUACGUUUUGUGAGCGGAGACGACUUGUUUGGAGAGAUUCAACAAUUAUUUCGUGCGGACUCUGAGUCCAGGCGUUGGGUUUUGCCGGAAGUGAUCAACUUUUUCAAGAGUGUCUGUUCGGCGACCGAUGAAAAUGGGUUUCACUUCAAACUAAUCCAAAACGGAUAUAUCGAUGACUAUAUGAAUACAGACAACGCGUGGAAAGAGGCAAAGGUUUGGCACAUUCACUACGAGUGUCGCGAAUAUCUUAAGAAACGUUUUGUUGACAAAAGGCUUAACUGGAGAUUACUGUCGGACAAUUGGCUGAGACCCCAACCCCUUAAUAAUAUAGAUCUAAGCGAUUCAAUGGCCAAACUGGAGGGCAAUAUUUGGCUGAAAUAUCUCAAACCUGUUGGCAUACUCUCCAACGGCCAGAACAUACCGCCCAUUAUUACCGUCGGGAAGAAAGCGCCGAUACAUAGAGUGGUUGCGUACAUCUCGUCCGGACACAGCGAUGAUAUCAUGAGACCAAACAUGAGUCCACAGCAGCCCUGGAGGAAUGUGAGCGCCGACGCCGACACAAUUGAUCCCAUGUUAGGCACCGCGAAGACGGCGAACGCGAGCACUAGUUUGAGUCCCACUUGA